Lampris incognitus (smalleye Pacific opah) is the source of this 2600-nucleotide messenger RNA. RefSeq names its product protein O-mannose kinase (gene pomk). Gene Ontology annotation, cellular component: endoplasmic reticulum membrane. Gene Ontology annotation, molecular function: carbohydrate kinase activity; protein kinase activity; ATP binding. The record is from RefSeq and is a predicted model, not a curated record. Gene Ontology annotation, biological process: protein phosphorylation; protein O-linked glycosylation; carbohydrate phosphorylation. The transcript has 2 exons. NCBI's taxonomy places the organism in Eukaryota, Metazoa, Chordata, Actinopteri, Lampriformes, Lampridae. The coding region runs from base 385 to 1443 and encodes 352 amino acids.
UGGGAGAUGUGAACAGCGUCGUGCAGCAAUGCCGUGGUUUUUGUCGCCAUCGUUUACGUUGGACGGGUCGUCCGUAGACGUGCCGAACUCUACAUCCACGUGAAAUCAUGUCGUAAACGGCUUGUUGUCGUGUAAACUUGUCCGUCGUGUUACCGUUUGUAACUUCACUCAACUUGUUACCUAGUGACAAGCCGUCACGGCCGCUACCGCGGUUCGGCUUCCCGGAGUGUGUAUGCGCCUGUGCUAUCGCGUUGCUUAUGGUUUAAGUGGUUAAAUGAGCUCAGGUAAAGUUGUACUGCAGUCAAAUUUGGAAGUUGUUGGUUUUUUUUUGUUCACCACAAAAGAAUCUGUACCACUAAACCUAUUUCUUUUACGCCACUCUCGAUGCAGAUGCAGACCGUUAUGCGCCAGGGCAGCUGGAGCAACGCCUCCACUGGCUGUAGUGUUCCAGUGGUGGUGGUGUGCCUCUGUGCCCUGCUCUUCGCCAAUGUUUUGAUCUACCUGUAUCUGGAUUCUGUGUAUCAGAAGGACGUGCACCCCAUGUCUUCCCAUGUGGGCUGUCCACCCAAACACUUCAAACUAGCUGCCAUGAAACACUGCUCGCCCUUGCUGCAAUGUCCGCAGAUCAGCGCGGAGGUGCGCAAGUUGAAGCUUGUUGGCCAGGGAGCAGUGAAGCAGGUGUACCUGUCCGAGUGGAGGGGUCAGAAGGUCGCCCUCUCAAAGUUGUCUUCUCCAGAGUACCUUGAGGACUUCCUUCAUGGACUGUCAAUGUUGCAGGCUUUGCAGGGGGCCCAGGUGGUGCAGCUAGUUGGGUCUUGCCCUGAGGAGCACAGCUUUGUCACUGAAUACCACCCGCUAGGCUCCUUGCUGAACCUGGACAGUGUGCUGGGGCAAGAGCGACACCAACACCAGAACACCUUGCAGCUGCGCCUGAGGCUAGCGGUGGAGUAUGUCUCUGCCCUCCACUACCUCCACAAUAGCCCCACAGGUCGUCGUGUCAUGUGUGACUCCAACAGCCUGGAGAAGACCCUGUCCCAGUUCCUGCUGACCAGUGACUUUCACCUAGUGGUUAACGAUCUGGACGCCCUGCCUGAGGUGGACAUAUCAAAAGGCCUGAUGGCUAAGUGUGGCCACAGGGAGCUCACAGGGGAAUUCAUUGCACCGGAGCAGCUCUGGCCAUUCAGCUUCAACGGCCUGGCGUUUUCAGAUGAGCUGAUGCCUGGGUAUGAUGAGAAGACAGAUAUCUGGAAGAUCCCAGAUGUGACACAUUAUCUGAUGGGAAGGGUGCCUGGGAGCGAUGUGGUCCACUUUCACCUUUUUCAGAUCCACAAGCAGUGUAAAAGGAGAGAUCCUCUGCUUCGCCCUUCGGCUCUGGAUGUUUUGAAGAUGUAUAAAUCUGUCUAUGUGGACGUGGUACGAGAACAAUCCAGAGAUAUGCUCUAGAUUAAGGACCUACCCCUUUAAACGUUACUAGUAAUGUUAAUAUUACAAAACAAUGUUGUGAAUAGACAACAAAAGUGAAAAGGAGUUUGUUGUUUUGAAUUUGCUUACCUUAACCAUGAAUGAAAAAAAUCAAACAUUAAGUUAGAUUUUUUUUUAAGUUGAAAAACUUUGCAUGGAAGACAGGUAAGAGUAUUUUAUGAAUAUUAACAUGAUGUCAGCAGAUGAUGUCAACCCUUCAUUAAUCAUCGAUCAUUAUUUGCUCCAUCUACUAUAUCACUGAAAUUUGAGAAUACAAAUUUGAUUUAGAAGCACUUCACAGUCACGUUAACUGAUCUAUUCCAAUAUAGUCACCGACUUGAGUCCAAAUAUAUUUGUAAUUUCUUUCAGACAAGAGGAAACCCACCGUCUUUAAAUGUCAUGGGUGCUAAGCUAAACAACAGAUGUGUAAACAAGGCCGUAAGCACAUUUCAAAACAUUCAAAUCUCAAAUCUUGAUAUUAAAUGAUAAUGUGUUGUGAAAAAUUUCUGUCACUGAAUUCAAAUUCACAAAAGCUGUUUACUGUAGGACCUUCCUGUGAGCAUUAACACCUUUUCACUGGAUCUUAGAUGCUUUCUGCAUAAUCUGAAGAAUGUUGUAACUGAAUAUGUUGAGACCGAGCUACAUGCUUCAGUGAUCAAGGUCCAACCAGGAUACAGGAUUUGUCCAAAGAGGAGAAACCAAAGUGAUUGUUUGUUUACCAUAAUGCUAUUAUUAUGAGCCUACACUAUGGUGGUAUUCAUGCACAAUACAAGGUUUUGCAACUGUAGUGGAUUUUACAUAAAAAAAGAAGUCAUAAAACUUUACAAUUAAAUUGGCCUAAUUUGCCAAAAUAUUAGCUUUCGAUAUAACCUCAUAGUUCAGUGAAAAUUUGUUUUUUUGUUUUUUUUUAUCCAAGAUAACUUGUAUGAUGAUCUUAGUGAUCAUGUAGUUGGAUGUAAAGUUUUGCAUAUCAGAACAGAGGUAGUCCUUUUUAUUAACACAGUCCAUGUGAUCCAAUACACAAGACCUUUGGCAUUACUCAUUUUUCAACUCUUUUUAAGCCCGAGUUGUCAGAUGGUGGCGAAGCUUUUGAAAAUAAAACAUUGAUAUAGAUAAAAGCUCCUUAGCCUUCAAGAGCC